CAAACUUCGGCGCUCCAACUUAGUUAAGUGACAGUCGCGACCGAAAUAUAAACUGACGAUCGAAGUAAGCCAGACUUUUAUGAAAACUAAGAGUGAAAUGGCAAAAGUGUUUUUGUUUUGUUCCUUUUUUUAAUUAUCGUCGAAAUCAACAUUCUAGUCCAUAAUAAUCGUUUGUGAAUAGUCAUUUGUUUGCUUAAGAGAAACAACGAAUUAUUUGUCCUACGUCUGGAAUGAGUGUUCUUCUGAGAAAAAAAGAAACAAAUGAAUGAGUUGUCUUUAAAAACACACAAAAUUAAUAAAAACAAAAGUACUUCGAAAGCGUUUUAUUGUGAAAGUGAUUGUUCCGUUUGAGAAAAAUGCUUUUCAAAAGGAAACACCAUAAUUUAUGAGUCGAAUUCGUAGGAAAAGUAAUAUCGGUCGGAUCCGGCAUUAUUUUUGGAUUUGUUUUGAAACUUUUGACGCAAUUAGAUUAACCGCAUUUAUCCAGUUAUUAUAAGAACCUAAAGACCUCGCAGGAAGAAAGCAUUUAUAUUUUAAGACACCGGAUCUCAAUUCUGGAGGUCAUCACACAAAUCCGUCCAUACGUCAGAAACAUCAGAAGUAUUUAGACCAAUAAAUAAUAAUUCUCAAGUGUGUUCAGAAAUAACGUAAAUACUAUUCCAUCUGUGAUGUUCAACUUUUUCAAACGGAUAAGGAAAGAACCAGACAACAAUUCCAAUGGCAAAAAGAACAAGGAUAAAAACGGGAACGUAUCCAAAGAGGUCCAGCCAGACACUGACGGCGAUCUCUCUAAAAAUAAUUCACACCAAAAGGCUCAAAGUGGGGAAAGACAUCAGGCCUACGUCACGCAAUCCGGACUAUUACACGAAACCUCUGAUUGUAGUGUCAGUGUUGAAAACGAACAAAAAAUAACGAAAACUAUCGAAACCGACCCGGACGCUUCGGACAUGGAAGUGCCUGCAAAAACAACCCCCGAAAGCGCCGUCAACGUCCACACCACCCCGUUCUCGUACGCGUCCAUCCUGAAGACGCCGGAAAAGAAAAUCUCUCACAGCGUCAAACCCUGCGGUCACGGGACGUUGGCCGUUUCCCCGCGAAUUCCAGUCCAGUAUGGAAAAAGGAACGACAUCAAAACACCCCCGCCAAGUCCCGAACUGGGGGUGAGACCGAAAUUUAGCAGAAGCUCGUCGAAAGACGACAACAGUGGACAGAGCGAUAGCGAGGGGGGUAAGAGUGAAACGAGGGCGAAGAUUAAAGAUGACGGUAGAGAUACAGUGACGGGGGUGAUGAGGGUACGUUUCGACCUACCUAAAUGUCAAGUGUCUGCCGACGCCGGUGGCGUGCUCGAAGACAAUAAGAAGAAUCUUAUUAACCAGGAAGCCAAGUUCCAAUGUCAGUUGAACGAUUUAUCAAAACAAUUGUCCUUAAGGGAUGCCGAAGUCAGUAAACUACGUUUUCAAAUCGAAGAACUGCAACGUGAUGUUUUUGCUAAAUCCGCAGGAAUGGAUAGGCUGCAAGCCGAAUUGCAAUCGGCGAACAAGGAAUCCGAUGCUGCAAAGCAAAGGCUGAAACACCUCGAAGAGGACCUUCAAACGUCAAGGCAGAAGUUCACAGAACUGGCCGAACAACUUACCCAAAAAACUGAUAGUUUUAGCGAUUUUCAAGGGUCUGCAAACGAUAAGAUAGCAGAACUGCAGCACUCGAUACGAGAACUAAACAACAAGAUUGAUUCGCUAGAAAGCCAGAUCGAAGUUCUAGAAAAGGAGAAAGAAAUCCUCGAGAAACAGAAGUCUGAAUUGAUAGAGAAGAUGAAGGAAGAAAAGAAGAACUUUGACGAAGCUUUGGCCAAAGUUGUCCGGGAAAAAACUGAGAUCGAAGAGAAAUGGACCAUCGAAUUCGAAAAAAUAAGGACUGUGAACAUUGUGAAAGAACAAGAACUAUUGGACGACUUCGAGUGGAAAUUGAGGGAGAUAGAACAGACGUGUAAAAAAAGACUGCAAGAAAAGGACAAGAAGAUCGAAGAACAACUGAGAGAAGCCUGCAAAGAAGCAGAGGUGAAGCUGCGAGACGCUGAGAAGAUGAUGGAAGAGGUUGCAAGUUUAAAGUCGUACGAAGUAGAAGUCCAAAACUUACGAGGACUAACGGAAGAACAAAAGAAGUCUCUUACGAUGAUGCUGGACCAACAAGAAGAACUCAAGGUAGCAGACCAACGACUGAAGGAUGAGACCAAAAGACUUCGGAAGAUCGUAGAUAUGGAGAAGGAGAAUCUCCAACACAUGCAGCGCGUCCACAAUCAGGAGAUGCUGGAAAAGGAAAGAAAAUUGCAGAUAAAACUCGAAGAGGCAAAAACAGAAAUUGCAACCUACUGGGAAUCAAGGCUUCUUCACGAAUGUGGAAGGCUUAAAAGUGAAUUGGAGCAAAUCUAUUUGGAAGAGAAGCAAGCCGCCAUUGAAAGCGUAAAAGCGCGAAAGGAACUGGAGCUUCAAGAAGCCAAAAAAAAUUGGGAAAAGAAAUUAAACGAAGUUGUCAAAGAGGUAGAAAAUUUGAACAGGUCACUCGAAAGCAAGGAAACUCACUUCAGAAAUGAAAUGGAAAGGUUACAAUCGAAAAAGGACAGUGAUAUCAUGGAACUGAGGAGGAUUAUGGACAAAAUUGACAUGACCCAUCACGAAAGGUUCGAAAAAAUGGUUCAGGAACACGAAGAAGAAAUUGAAAGAAUAAAUGCCGAACAUGAAAGGAAUGUAAAGGAAAUAGAAGCCAACUGGCAACUGCAGGUCAAUUCUAUGGGAUCAAAGCUGGACUUGAUCAAGGAACAAAUGGAAUACGAAGCCCAACUGAAGGUCCAGGAUCUCAUAGAUCAACACAGGGCAGAUCUCGACAAGCAGUGGGAAAAUUUGGUGCACCAAAAGGACGAGGCCAUAAGACUUGUGGAAGACGAAUACCUCACCAAAUACAAACAACUCGAGGAGCAAUUCUACACUCAACAAAAAUCACAUUCUUCCAGAGAAGUCGAGCUAUUAAAAACAAUUGAUUCGCUUAAAAAUGAAAUCAUGUCGAAAAAUUCAACAAUCGACGAUCUCCAAAAUAACGUGGAAGUCCUCGAAGGUGGCGUUCAAGUACUUAAUCAGGAAGUGGCUUCCCAAAAUGAUAAGUUCGCCAAAUACAAGACUGACCUUGAGCAUCGUGUAAAAGGUUUGCAAGAAUACAUAGUCAAGCUGCAAAUGCAGCAUAGAAGAGAGAACGAAGAACACAGAGCCCAAUUGGCUCAUGUCCAGAAACAGAAUCAGUCCAGCAUGGAGCAGUUACAAAGAAAAUGCCAAUGUUUAACGAAAUUGUUUGAAGAGGUCCGAUCAAGGUACGAGAGAAGGGAAUCGAGACAAGAAGAUCUCAACAUAAUAUCAGAUCUUCGUCAGGUGAUAGCAGAGCAAGAAAAAGACCUUGCUUGUUUGAACGAAGAAAAACGUUAUUUCCAAGUGAAAUUGAUGAAUCUCGAAAAGUUCCUAACGCAAUCUCCCGGUUUCGGACCGGAAAGGAGUAGCCCAGAACCACAAGAAGACCUGCCCAGCACCUCCGAGGACUCGGGAAGAAGUAGCAUCGUUAUACCUCCGACUAUUCCAGAAUGUGAUGACGAAGAGUGAUUUGCUGUGUAUGAUGUCGUAUUUCUUUUGUUCUUUUGAACAGUGUAAAUUAUUUUUCUUGUAUAUAUCUAUAUAUAAACACACGUAAAUACAUCGAUAUGUUAUUAAAAUUUGUAUAUAUUGUU
Molecule: messenger RNA, 3763 nt
Organism: Agrilus planipennis (emerald ash borer)
Lineage: Eukaryota; Metazoa; Arthropoda; Insecta; Coleoptera; Buprestidae
Product: protein FAM184A-like
Exons: 10
Coding region: 669-3638 (989 amino acids)
Source: RefSeq, a predicted model, not a curated record